Messenger RNA from Gongylonema pulchrum, 1038 nucleotides. The record is from the annotation of a GenBank genome assembly. NCBI's taxonomy places the organism in Eukaryota, Metazoa, Nematoda, Chromadorea, Rhabditida, Gongylonematidae.
AUGUUUUUGGAAGAGGAGCUUCGGCAAGCCCCAGCCUCGGAAUCCGCCGAGGCUAGUACAUCACGGGGCACUCAGUUCCCGGAGGCUGGAGCUGCGGAGGAAGGGGAAGAGGGAGAAGGCGCCUCGCUGGAAGAAGGGGCCCCAGCUUCGCCAGGCGAUUCCAGUAUCGCCACAAUUGACAUCCUGCUCGCAGCAUCUCGGCGAGCUGGGGCCGCGGAGGAAAGGGAGGAGGAAGAGGAGGGAGCACCGGAAGAAGAGGCCUCGAUCUCGAGUGGCGAGACCAGUAUCGCCACCAUCGACUAUUUCCGGUGGAUCCCGGAACAUAGAGAAGAUCCGGACGCCGCCCUGACCCCGGAAGGAAGCGAGGAAGGGCGGAAUGCCCUGUUCGACGAGUGGUUGGAAGGGGAAGAGGGAGAAGGCGCCUCGCUGGAAGAAGAGGCCCCAGCUUCGCCAGGCGAUUCCAGUAUCGCCACAAUGGAUAUCAUGCUCGCGUCAUCUCGGCGAGCUGGGGUCGCGGAGGAAAGGGAAGAGGAAGAGGCCUCUUCCUCGGGUGGCGAGACCAGUAUCGCCACUAUCGACUACUUCCGGUGGAUUCCAGAACAUAGAGAAGAUCCGGAUGCCGCCCUGACCCCGGAAGGAAGCGAGGAAGGGCCGAGUGCCCGCGUCAAUGAGUGGUUGGAAGAAGCUGCCGUACUGGGGGCAGCUGCGGAUGCGGCCGGGGCAGAAGACGUCGCGGCGGGAAUUGAGGCAGCCGAGGAGGCGGCGGCUGCAGGCGAAGGAGUCGUGGCGGGGGCGGCGGAAGUUGAGGCAGCCGAAGAGGCGGCGGCUGCAGGCGAAGACGUCAUGGCGGAGGCGGCGGAACAGCAGCCAGGAGACGAACCAGAAGAAGGCGCAGCACCUGAGGUCGCAAUCCCGCCCAUGCCGCGACGUAAACGGCACGCGGAGAUAGACCCACGCGAAUGUGCCGAGCGCUUAAAGCGCUUCAAGGAGUCGGAUCCAGCGGCAUAUGCGCGCCUCAGGGAAGAUUUCGAACUCUGA